Hyaloscypha bicolor E is the source of this 1044-nucleotide messenger RNA. RefSeq lists its product as uncharacterized. Gene Ontology annotation, molecular function: acyltransferase activity, transferring groups other than amino-acyl groups. The coding region runs from base 177 to 827 and encodes 216 amino acids. The transcript has 3 exons. The record is from RefSeq and is a predicted model, not a curated record. Lineage: Eukaryota; Fungi; Ascomycota; Leotiomycetes; Helotiales; Hyaloscyphaceae.
CUGCAACAUUUAUUCCCUGCUCCCUUCCCGUGCUUACGACACACUCCGAAUUGCUGUCAACCCUCUCACUAUAUAAAAAUGGCCACUGAGCACUUCUUGGCAAAUUUUAUGCCUCAUAUUUCAUACUUUAUUCUGGAUUUGAGGCUUUUGCGUUGGCUCAACCCUCCUUCUCAGUCAUGGCAUUCGACCUCUCCCCCGCCAUUGAAGCCAAUAUCCCAGAACUGGCUCAAAUCUGGCAGUUCAGUUUCCGCUCCUACGACAUAUGGGCCGCAUCAAUGCGGAACGUAUCGUCAGAAGAUGAACUCGCGUUUUACACCAAAGCCCUGACCGCACGCAUGAAGCUGCCAAACACUGUAGUUACCAAGAUUACCGAGCGAGAAACAAAGAAGAUCGUAGCAUGGUCCAUGAUGAGCAAGCCCUACACUAAGACGCCUGAGGAAGAAAACGCGCCCAAGCCACCGCCUAUGCGUCCUGAUACUACAGACUUGAGAAUUUGGGCUACUCAUGAGAGAUCUGCUGAAAUAAUGAAAGCUCAUGGCUAUGAUCCCACCACGGAUUUCUCGAGGUCGGGACUCCUUGUCGAUCCCUCAUAUCAGAAACUGGGCCUCGGAACAAGACUGGCUGUUUUUGAUAAUGAGAUUGCAGAUGAAGCUGGUGCUAGGAUUUGGGUCAUUGCUAGUUCUAACUCGAAGAAAUUAUUUCUAAGUUUGGGGUUUGUGGUGUUGGAGACUGAGAGUGUAGUUUUGGAGGAGAGUGAGGAUGGUGGGAAGAAGGUGGGGACGCUUUCUAUUACGAUGAGGGAGCCGAAGGGCCGGGAAGCAGAGUAAAUUUGGGAAAUGGUACAUUAUCUGGGUUUCAGUGUUCGAGCGGAGCAUCAAAUUCAGAAUCCUAAAGCAUCUCGCGGUGGACAUAAAAAGCGACACUAAUCUUUAUUGUCCUUAUUUAACAUUGGUCAGUAGUCUGGAUUUUGGACAAACACUGGUGGCAGGAACAUGGACAUUCUAUAGCCUCCGAUAUUUCAAAAUAUAAUUAAAUAUACGAAAG